Molecule: messenger RNA, 1200 nt
Organism: Vollenhovia emeryi
Lineage: Eukaryota; Metazoa; Arthropoda; Insecta; Hymenoptera; Formicidae
Gene: Zip102B
Product: zinc transporter ZIP9-A
Exons: 5
Coding region: 293-1126 (277 amino acids)
Biological process (GO): transmembrane transport; zinc ion transport
Cellular component (GO): membrane
Molecular function (GO): metal ion transmembrane transporter activity
Source: RefSeq, a predicted model, not a curated record
CCAUGAUGUUUGCAAUCUAGGUAAUGCAAUCUAGGAUUUGGCAGACUGUAACAUAAUGCUCACGUGUAUCGGGCAUUGAUGUUAUUUUACAUUAAUUUACAUUAAUUUAUCCGCAAAAUUAUUAUGUGUACAUACAUAUGUGAUAUAUAAGUGAGACAAAUCAGUGCAAGGAGAAAGUUUAUAAUCUGCGAGUAACAUGCAGUUAACUAGUUUUGACGCUUUACAUGUAUAUUUUAUUAAUUGAUAAUGUAAUAUUGGAAAGUUCCUUUCGUUUAAUAACAAAGAGAAAAUAAUGGAAGAGGGAGCGAUGUUAUGGAUGCUCACUCUUGUUAUGCUGGUUGGCUCUUGCUUGGCUGGAUCUUUGCCAUUAGUCAUGAGUUUGUCGGAAGAUAAAUUACAAUUGGUGUCGGUAUUAGGAGCGGGUCUUCUUGUUGGAACUGCAUUAGCAGUGAUUAUACCUGAAGGGAUAAGAGCUUUAUUUACUGGUGAAAUUACUAAUGGAAAAGAGUCGCACGGUGAUUUACACUCUUUAAUUGGAAUUAGUUUAGUACUUGGUUUUGUAUUUAUGCUUCUGAUCGAUCAGUGUUCAGCGAGAAAAAGCGACGGAAGACAGAAGAGCGUUACAGCAACUUUAGGUCUUGUAGUACAUGCAGCAGUCGAUGGGGUUGCGUUAGGAGCUGCUGCUACUACGUCUCAAGCUGAUGUUGAAGUGAUAGUUUUUCUGGCGAUAAUGUUGCACAAAGCGCCAGCUGCAUUUGGACUUGUGUCGUUUCUCCUUCAUGAAGGCGUAGAUAAAAAGAGGAUAAGCAGACAUCUAUUAAUUUUUUCUCUUGCGGCACCAUGUCUUGCACUUGUGACAUAUUUCGGAAUUGGAAAAGAAGGAAAAGAAACGCUGAGUAGUGUUAAUGCAACUGGUUUGGCUAUGUUGUUUAGUGCUGGAACAUUUCUUUAUGUAGCCACUGUACAUGUUUUGCCAGAAUUGAUGACAAGAAGCAGUAGUUAUUCGCAUGUGCCAAGCGUUGAAGGUGCAACGCUCUCUACUACUGGACUUAAAGUUAAAGAAAUAUUAUUCUUGGUAAUAGGAUCAUUUUUACCUGCUUUGAUUACAACUGGACAUCAUCAUUGACUAGUAGAAGUAUUAUAUAAAGAUAUUCAUUGCGUAAAUAAAAGUUUUUAUUCUAAUUUAAGAAAUCCUAUCUU